Messenger RNA from Peniophora sp. CBMAI 1063, 1308 nucleotides. The record is from the annotation of a GenBank genome assembly. Lineage: Eukaryota; Fungi; Basidiomycota; Agaricomycetes; Russulales; Peniophoraceae.
AUGGCGUCCUUGAUUGCUCAACCAAAACGGGGAAAAUAUAAAGGCAAAGGUGGCGCGCGUCGCGCCGAGAACGAACGUGUCUACGGCAACCCGUUACCUCUGCUUUUCACCACAUCAACCGACGACUCUACUGCCGGACCAUCACAGCCGAAACAGUCCUUCUUAUCCUCACUCUUCAAUCCUCCGCGCGUGAUCAACCCUCAUUGUACUGGCACUUUUGACGCGGCCACGCGCUCUGUCUGGGUCACUGAUGAGCGGGACGUCAGAAUAUUAUGGACACGCGGGUUCUGGGGAAAGGGAAAUUUGAGUAGGAGUGAGCCGAGCUGGCGUAUACGAGCCGAGGGAGAGAGGAGGGAUCGAAGAGCAGGCAGAUUGACUGCAGAACAAGUCACUGCAGCCCGUCGUGCUGAGCGCGCACAGUUCAAGAAGGACCGAGCAGCAGCAAUGGCAGCGGUCGCCGCUCAAGCAGAGGCCGCGUACGCCGCAGACGGAACGGUCAUCGAUCCCGAGGCGCGCAAGGCGCAAAUUCCGAGUUCCGCGACGUGGAAACCUUCGCAGCCGUCCAUCUUGGCAACGAGAGGUGCACCGACGGACGUUCCAGAAGACAUCAAGGAGGAGCUGUUGGAAGAGGAUGAGGAUGAGCAACCGGUCGAGGAGAUGGAGCAUCUACAAUUGACGCUCUCAGAGGCGUUCUUCUUGGCUUGGGCGCUCGACUGCUUGAGUGUGAUGGACCCGAAAACGGGAAGAGCCAUGUCCAAACCAGAACUCUGGAUCGCCUGUCAAACCGCCUCGGCGCCUAUCUCUCUUGCUGUCCCACAACAGUCACUAUUACCUCCUACGCCAGCUUCGCUCCUCCUGAGACCAUAUCUUCAAGAACGGGAGCAAGCUUUCGCGCCGGACAACCCAUUCCUUCUACAUUAUGCCGUCGUUCACCAUUAUCGGUCGCUUGGUUGGGUCAUCAAGAGCGGUAUCAAGUUCUGUGCGGACUAUCUGCUAUACAAACGCGGUCCAGUGUUCAGUCAUGCGGAGUUCGCGCUCAUUCUAAUUCCGGCGUACGAGGAUGAACGUGAGCGCACCCCGGGCGCGAAUCUUGGUGUGGGUGGAGAGGGCGGGGAGGCGUGCAGCUGGCAGUGGCUUGCGACGGUCAAUCGCGUGAACGCGCAAGUGAUGAAGACCCUUAUACUCGUGUAUGUGACCGUACCCUCGCGUGAGCGGCUUGCAGGCUUGAAUGGGCCGGAGAAGUUGAAGUGCUAUAGUGUACGCGAGGUCACAGUGCGGCGGUUCAUCCCUGCCAGGAUGCGCGAAUAG